Parnassius mnemosyne (clouded apollo) is the source of this 510-nucleotide messenger RNA. The record is from the annotation of a GenBank genome assembly. Lineage: Eukaryota; Metazoa; Arthropoda; Insecta; Lepidoptera; Papilionidae.
AUGGUUGUCCCUAAGGCUAAAGUACCGGAUGUUCUACAGCUGUACCAUAAUGGUUGUUCAGGAGGCCACCUGGGAGUUAAACAAACUCUACUGAAGAUCCGAGAACGUUUGUACUGGGUUAACUGUCGUGACGAUGUCGAGGACUGGUGCCGCAAAUGUACAAGUUGUGCGGCUGUAAAGGGACCUCAAACUCGUAGUAGAGGCGCAUUGAAAUUGUACAAUGUUGGUGCACCAUGGGAGAAGAUGGCCAUUGAGGUUGCGGGGCCGUUUCUAGAAAGUGAAAAUGGUAACAAGUAUUUCAUGGUUGUGAUGGAUUACUUCACUAAGUGGCCAGAAGUUUUCGCCAUUCCAAAUCAAGAAGCUUCAACAGUUGCAGAUAAACUAGUUCAUGAAGUAUUCUGUCGUUUUGGUGUACCUUUAGAGAUUCGCAGCGAUCAAGGAAGGAAUUUUCAAUCUCAAAUAUUCCAUUUUAUGAGUACCCAUAACUUGCCGAGUUAUGGGUACUCAUAA